This is a messenger RNA of Dromaius novaehollandiae (emu), 3722 nucleotides long. It is a transcript of the gene SLITRK1, whose product is annotated as SLIT and NTRK like family member 1. Gene Ontology annotation, molecular function: protein binding. Bases 525 to 2603 code for a protein of 692 amino acids. The transcript has a single exon. The record is from RefSeq and is a predicted model, not a curated record. NCBI's taxonomy places the organism in Eukaryota, Metazoa, Chordata, Aves, Casuariiformes, Dromaiidae. Gene Ontology annotation, biological process: axonogenesis; regulation of presynapse assembly; positive regulation of synapse assembly. Gene Ontology annotation, cellular component: glutamatergic synapse; GABA-ergic synapse; postsynaptic density membrane.
CGCGGCAAGGUCAGUGCGGAGCGGAGCCGCGCGCAGGCGGGCAGCCCUCCGCGCUCCCACCGCACCCUCCGCCUGCCUCUGGCAUGCAGCGGCUGCUGCUCGCCGUGCCGCCGAGCCAGCCCGGCCGGCAGACCUCCACUUAGCUACCCGGGAGGUGUCAGGGAGGGGGAUCGAGGAGGGGGAUUUUUUUCCUUCUACUUUUUUUUUUUUUUUUUUUUUUUUUUUUUUUGGCGUGCCUUGCAGUACGUGCCUGGAUAGUUUGUGGAUAUAAUUACUGACUGGAAUCUGGGCUGUUGCAGUUGUAUGUGGCGGGGGGGGGAAGAGAGGGAUACAGGAGAAAAGAAAGAGUCCCCCCCUCCCCCCUUCGCCGACCCUCCCUGCUCCCCUUCCCCGCAUUUUUCCCCCCCGCUUUGGUGGUGGUUCGGACAUUUCAUGUAUUGAAUGAACUGGAAUUGUUUUCGGUGUGAGGAGGAUGGUUGCUGUUACUUUGUGAUGAGAUCGGGAAUGAAUCGCUCGGUUUAAAAAUGCUGCUUUGGAUUCUGUUGCUGGAGACGUCUCUUUGUUUUGCUGCUGGAAACGUUACAGGGGACGUUUGCAAAGAGAAGAUCUGUGCCUGCAACGAGGUAGAAGGGGAUUUGCACGUAGACUGUGAGAAAAAGGGAUUUACCACCCUGCAACAUUUCACCGCCCCAACUUCCCAGUUUUACCAUUUAUUCCUGCAUGGAAAUUCCCUGACUCGACUUUUCCCUAAUGAGUUUGCUAACUUUUACAAUGCAGUCAGUUUGCACAUGGAAAACAACGGUUUGCAUGAGAUUGUUCCUGGGGCUUUCCUUGGGCUGCAGCUGGUGAAACGCUUGCACAUAAACAACAACAAGAUCAAAUCGUUCAGGAAGCAGACUUUCCUGGGGCUGGACGAUUUGGAGUAUCUCCAGGCAGAUUUUAAUCUAUUGCGGGAUAUUGACCCGGGAGCAUUUAGGGACCUAAACAAGCUAGAGGUGCUGAUUUUAAAUGAUAAUCUCAUCAGCACCUUGCCCCCCAACGUGUUUCAGUACGUGCCGAUCACCCACCUCGACCUCCGGGGAAACCGUCUUAAAACCUUGCCUUACGAGGAGGUCCUGGAGCAGAUCCCAGGCAUUGCUGAAAUCCUGCUAGAGGAUAACCCCUGGGACUGCACUUGCGAUCUGCUAUCGUUGAAGGAAUGGCUGGAAAACAUACCCAAAAACGCUUUGAUCGGCAGAGUGAUUUGUGAGGCUCCCACUAGGUUGCAGGGCAAAGAUUUAAAUGAGACCACAGAGCAAGAGCUGUGCAAAAAGAGCAGAGUGGAUUCUAGUCUAGCUGCUCCCCCUGCCGAAGAAGAAACCUGCGAUCCUGGUCCCAUUCCAACCCCCUUUAAAAUACAUGGCAAAGAAGACCCUGCCACGCCAGGAUCUGGUCCAAACGGAGGUACAAAGAUUCCCGUCAACUGGCAAAUCAAGACCAGACCUACGGCUGCCGUGUCGACAGUUAGCGUGAAGAGCAAGCUGCCGGCUACCAUGUCCUGUCCUCAGAUCUGCAGCUGCGAUCAGAUCCCUGGCUCGGGUUUAAAGGUUAAUUGCAACGACAGGAACGUGAGCAGCUUGGUGGAUCUGAAGCCCAAGCCGUCCAACGUGCAGGAGCUGUUUCUGAGAGACAACAAGAUACACACCAUCAGGAAAUCCCACUUUCUGGAUUAUCGGAAACUUAAUUUGCUGGAUCUGGGCAACAACAACAUAGCCACCGUCGAGAACAACACCUUCAAGAAUCUCUUUGAUCUCCGAUGGCUCUACAUGGAUAGCAACUACUUAGACACCCUCUCCCGGGAGAAAUUCGCUGGGCUGCAAAACCUGGAGUAUCUGAAUGUAGAGUUUAAUGGGAUCCAGCUGAUCAUGCCUGGCACUUUCAAUGCGAUGCCCAAACUGAGGAUCCUCAUCCUCAACAACAACCUGUUGAGGUCUCUCCCAGUCGACGUGUUCGCCGGGGUCUCGCUUUCCAAGCUGAGCAUACAUAACAACUAUUUCAUGUACCUGCCGGUGGCGGGGGUGCUGGACCAGCUCACCUCCAUCACGCAGAUCGACCUGCAUGGCAACCCGUGGGACUGUACUUGCCCCAUCGUGCCUUUCAAACAAUGGGCAGAGAUGCUGCGCCCCAAGGUGAUCAUGAGCGACCUGAGGUGCGAGUCCCCAGAAGAUUUCUUCAAGGAGGAUUUCGAGUCUCUCUCCAACGACGUGAUCUGCCCGCAGCUAAAAGUUUCGCCCACGUUAACUUCCACUAACAAAAACAGCACUGGGAUGGCAGAGACAGGUACUCACUCCAACUCCUACCUGGAGACCAGCAGGGUCUCCAUCUCGGUGCUGGUGCCAGGGCUCCUGCUGGUGUUUGUGACCUCUGCCUUCACGGUGGUCGGCAUGCUGGUGUUCAUCCUGAGGAACAGAAAGCGCUCCAAGAGGAGGGACGCCAACUCCUCCGCCUCCGAAAUCAACUCCCUGCAGACGGUCUGCGACUCGUCCUACUGGCACAACGGGCCCUACAGCACCGACGGAGCCCACCGGGUUUACGACUGCGGCUCGCACUCCCUGUCAGACUGAGCCGGCGGACAGGGCGCGGGGGUCGCGGCCACUUCUCAGCCAGCGGCCGGGACCGGCGAUCAGCCUCGCCCGCUCGUGGCACUGCUGCGCGCCCGGCAAGGGACGGCCCCAACUAAGCUACCUUUCGUGAGAAACAAGACACACACACACGCACACACACACACACACACACACCAGCCCCAGCAAACACUGCGCGGGGGGAGCCCGCGCAGCUCGGCGCAGCUCGGCGCACCCCGCGGCGCCUUUGGCGAGGCCGCCGCCUGCGCGCUGCCGAGGUCGGCGGGGGAGCAGCGAGAAGAGAGGAUCAGGCUCCUUCGGCCCCGGUGGGGCCAGCGUGGCUCGUGGUUUGGUCGGGUUGUCGCUCUCUUUCGUCGUUUGGCUUUUUUCGCCCCCGCUCCCCGCGGAGCGAGCCCUCGCCGAGAGGCCGGGGUGAGGAGGGGGGCAGAGGAAAGGCCGGUGUCGGCCUCCUCUUGACAGCAGAGCAGGAGUGGAAAGUUGCACGAAGGCAUGAAUGUAAUGUAAAUAAAUGACUCCGACUCCGAAAACAGACAGACAAACGGACCAAAAAAAAAAAAAAAGUGCUGCAUGGCUCGCAUGGAUACAACGCACCCCAGGGACGCUCCAGCCCCCGCCUGGAAGCAGCGUCUAGUUCACACCAUCAUCCCUCUUACCCGAUAAGUCCCUUCGUAUCAAACCUUCUAUAUACAAAAUACAGUAUAAUAAUAAAAAGUGCCAUUUCGCCAUUUUUGUGUGAUCAAUAGGCAGUAGAGAUCGUACUUUUACCGUGGGAAAAAAUUGUAAAGGUUUUAUUUAAGACAUAAUUGCAUGAAUAUUCUCAUUGGAUCAUUUCCUUCCUUUUUUCUUUUACUUUUUUUUUUUUUUUUUUGGAGGCGGGAAUUACUUUGUUGGGAGAGAUUUGCUUUGUUGCGGGUGGGUUUGGGGCUCUUGGCGGGGGCGGGGAGGUUGGUUUUCUUUUCUCUCUCUUCUUUUUCAAUAUGCAUAUUCAGUAUUGCCUUUCCAUCUGAAUGUAAAAAUUAGUACCCUUGAUUUCUAUUAUGGUAACAGUGUAAACAGUCAAAAAAAAAAAAAUCCGAGGCAGUUAAGCAUGACCAAUUAAUG